CGAACUGAUGCCAUUCGACUCGGGGUUUGAUGCGGGGAUGUAGUCCUCGGUGACCAGCUCGCUUCUCCCAGUCCUACGCGCUACUUUAGCAUAAAACUUUUGAAUCCCGCUGCCCUGCAGCGUCUCUGCUGACUUACCGUUUUGGCAAACCAGUCGUUUCCUAUCUAAUUUUUCCUCAUAAAACCAGGCCAGGCUAAACCUGUCGCGCUGUAAACCCCCACCUCUCUCUCUCCGUUUUUUGGUGGAUUCUUUUUCUCCCUCCCGAAGACAACAUUCUGCUGUUUAAGCGGACAUUGAGGACAGAGACGCUCACUUUACUGGACUUUUUUGUUGUUAUUCUUGUUCUUCUUCUCGAGAAGAUGAGGGAUACCCAGUGAGGCAACUAAUUUCUGCAACUAUCAGACCCCGCAUUGAUGUGCCCCGGUUGCGGAGUCGGGCUGCUCGGUCACUGGGCUGAGGGGCAGGUUCGUGCGGACAAGUCGUGUGGAGCACAAAGAGCUUUUUAAUGCCGAGCCGUCAAGUUUUUCGCCGUGUGUUGACAGAGGGACCGAGGUACGGCUAUAACGCUGGGGCUUUGCUUCAAGACCUUCCCUGCAGCGCAAAGUUAGCCAACUUUCCCCGCAUAAAGUAACUACGUGUCUUUUAUCAGCCUUGUUCGGGCCCUGGGUUCGUUGUUUCAGCUGCAGCAUUUUGAGCACCGUCCGUAGGGGUUUGUUUUUUUGCUUCUCAGGAGUCCGCUUUAAAUGCAGACUGGUUUGCGAGCAGUGGGUGCACAGCCGAUCUGCCAGAGCCGCUGGGCUUUUAAUCCACAUCCAUUCAUUUUCCACCACCUGGCUUCAACGCUAUGGAGGUGAUAUUGAGGAGCCUGAUGCUGGGCUGCAUCUUAUUCUCGGACCUGGUUCGUCUGGCUGAUGCAGAAGAAGAGGUCCUGAUGAACACUAAGAGCGAGACGUCAGACCUCAAAUGGACCAUCUUCUCCCAAGACACAUCCGAGUCUCAGUGGGAGGAAGUGAGCGGCUUGGACGAGGAGAGCAACAGCGUACGGACCUUUCAGAUCUGCCAGAUGGAAAGUUCGUCCAGCCAGUGGCUGCGCAGCGGCUUCAUCCAAAGGCGAGGCGCCUCCCAGGUGUACGUGGAGCUGCGUUUCACCAUGAUGGAGUGCUCGUCCAGGAGCACGCACCACCGCAGCUGUAAAGAGACGUUUAACCUCUACUACUACCAGGCCGACGCCAACGAGGCCACGGCCACGUACCCGCCCUGGAUGGAAAACCCUUACACCAAGGUGGACACAGUGGCUGCAGACUUUCUCCUGAGGAAGGGCGGGGAGCGGAAAUUCAACGUGAAGACCCUAAGGCUGGGCCCUCUAACCAAGAGGGGCUUCUACUUGGCCUUUCAGUCCCAGGGCGCCUGCAUGGCUCUGCUGUCCGUCCGGGUGUUCUUUAAGAAGUGUCCCCCCCUCGUCAGCGUGCUCUCCUCUUUCCCCGAGACGGUGCCCCGUUACUUGGUGCAGGAGGCGCAGGGUUCGUGCGUGGAGCACGCCGCCCUGCAGGGGCCCCGAGCUCGCUCCCCCAAGCUCUUCUGCGGCGAAGACGGCCAGUGGGUAGGGCAGCCGACCACGUCCUGCGCUUGUCUGCCCGGAUUUGAACCGGUGGAGAUGCAGACCCGCUGUGCAGCCUGUCCUGUGGGUCAGUUCAAGUCGGGCACAGAGGGACGCUGCAGAGACUGUCCAGAAUACAGCCAGGCCCCCAACAGAGGGGCGGCGGCGUGCGCGUGUCGCUCCGGGUACCUACGUGCCGAUUCCGACCCUGCAGAGAGCUCAUGCUCCAAACCUCCCUCGGCGCCUCGCAGCGUCAUCCCCCAGAUCAACGACACCACGCUCACCCUGGAGUGGAACGAGCCUUUGGACAGAGGUCACCGAGAAGACCUCAGCUACGCCAUCAGGUGCUCGGUGUGCAGGUCGCCCAGGGGAACGUGUCUCCCCUGCGGAGACAGCGUCAGCUACCGUCCGGCGCAGGAAGGCCUGCAGGGGCGCAGGGUGGAAGUGUGGGGCCUGUUGCCUCACACCACGUACACCUUUACCGUCCAGGCGCUCAACGGCGUCUCUCCGCUCAGCACCAAGGAGCCGGCUGGCGAGAGCAUCAACAUCACCACCAGCCAUGAAGUGCCAUCGCUGGUGUCUGCCAUUCGGAGGAGCGACUCCACGGAGAGCAGCCUGACCCUGCAGUGGUCGGUCCCAGAUCAGCCGCACUACAACGUGCUGAUGUAUCAGCUGCGCUACUGCGAGAAGGAGAGACGCAGUGAAAAUCCGUGCUUGUACACGGAGACCAAAAGAAACCAGGCUGUGCUGACAGACCUCCGCAGGGCCACUCAGUAUGAAGUGCAGGUUCGGGCGCGCACCCAGGCUGGUUACGGCAGCUUCAGUCCUGCAGUCGUCUUCCGCACCCUGCCUGACGGAUACGACUCUGCCUCUCAGUUCUUGGUGCCUGGCAUCCUUAUCGCUGUCGGGAUGCUGCUGCUUGUCACUUUUGUCGUCUUAGCCGUCUUCUGCCUACGCCGACACAGCCGAGUCAAAGAUCCGGAGCUGAGCGACAAAAACAGCCAGUACCUCAUUGGCCAAGGGGUCAAGGUUUACAUCGACCCUUUCACCUACGAGGACCCUAAUGAGGCGGUGCGAGAAUUUGCCAAGGAAAUCGACGUUUCCUUUGUCAAGAUAGAGGAGGUUAUCGGCGCCGGCGAAUUCGGCGAGGUGUGUCGAGGACGGCUGAAAAUCCCGGGGAAGAAGGAGAACUACGUGGCCAUCAAGACCCUGAAAGGAGGCUACACCGAGAAGCAGCGGAGGGACUUCCUGUCCGAGGCCUCCAUCAUGGGCCAGUUCCAGCACCCCAACAUCAUCCACCUGGAGGGCAUCAUAACAGCCAGCUGCCCCGUCAUGAUCCUCACCGAGUUCAUGGAGAACGGCGCGCUCGACUCCUUCCUGCGGCUGAACGACAGCCAGUUCACUCCCAUUCAGCUGGUGGGGAUGCUGCGCGGCAUCGCCUCGGGCAUGAAGUACCUGGCAGAGAUGAGCUACGUCCACAGAGACCUGGCCGCCCGCAACAUCCUGAUCAACAGCAACCUGGUGUGCAAGGUGUCCGACUUCGGCUUGUCGCGCUUCCUCCAGGAGAACUCCUCCGACCCGACGUACACCAGCUCUCUGGGAGGAAAGAUCCCCAUCCGCUGGACAGCACCCGAGGCAAUAGCCUUCAGAAAGUUCACCUCCGCCUCAGACGUGUGGAGCUACGGCAUCGUUAUGUGGGAGGUCAUGUCUUUUGGAGAGAGACCCUACUGGGACAUGAGCAACCAGGAUGUAAUCAAUGCCAUCGAGCAGGACUACCGGCUGCCGCCGCCGCCCGACUGCCCCUCCCACCUGCACCAGCUGAUGCUGGACUGCUGGCAGAAGGACCGCUCGGCGCGUCCCCGCUUCGCCGAGCUCGUCAGCGCUCUGGACAAACUCAUCCGCAACCCCGCCUCGCUGAAAAUAGUUGCUCAAGAGGCAGGAGGGCCGUCCUACCCCCUGCUGGACCAGCGUGCACCUUUGGCCCUCUCACCGUGCUCUUCAGUCGGGGAUUGGCUGAGGGCUAUCAAGAUGGAGCGCUACGAGGACAGCUUCCUGCAGGCCGGCUUCAACUCAGUAGAUCAGCUGGCCCCAAUCACCGCACAGGACCUGCUGCACAUGGGAGUGACUUUAGCCGGACAUCAGCGGAAAAUCCUCUCCAGCAUUCAGACAAUGACCUCGCAGAACAAGAGCGCGGCGACUGUGACGUUCUAGCCGCUCUGCCCUUCUUCGUUCUGGACGUGAACACAGCACACAGGUGUGGCGCCGUGUCCUAGAGCGGGAUCCUUUUCCUCUGACCCACUUUGAACACGGACUCUGGGGAGGCAGGGAGAUUGUAACGCCAACCAGGGAAAAGGAAGAUAAGAAAAAAAAAAAAACACACCAGAUUAGGAUGACUGAUGAGACUUGAACCGGUGAUAAAGUCAUCUGGACUUUACCUGCCAGAUUAUUAUUUUUAUUUUAAAGUUUGCAGUCGCUAUUUUUGCAUCUCGCAAUUAUAGAAUCCAGUACAUCUGCCAAACCACGAUGAGAGACAAACCAGUGUUUACACAGUUUCUAGCGUUCCAUUCUCAAAGCGUCUUUCACCUGUUUGUUGUCCCCCUCCCAAAAAAAUGUCACCUACACUUUUAGCCAAAGGAGACAAAAAAAAAACAUUAAUCUAAGACGUAGCUCUGUUUCAGGUUGUUAUAUGAGAAUGAGAACCGUUUUGAUUCUGGCUGUCCUUUACUAAUCCCUCUGGGUCAUCUUCCAUGUCAGCACCGCACAUUCUGAACUACGGGACUGGUUCGCUUCCAUUAUAUUUCAAAACGACCUCGUCUUUACUCAGGUGUGAUGUUGUAACGCGGACUUCGAGGAGCGCCGUUGAUGCCCGUAAUCAGACGCCUGAUCUUCCUCAGUCUGGCUCCCCCCUUCGCCAGCUAUAAAAAAAAAAAAAAGAAAAGUAGAAAAAAAAAAUACAAGAGGAAAAAAAUGAGACAUAAAAGAGACAUUUCAGCACUUUUGUCAUUUCAGAGUGAUUUGUAAUCUUGUGUGAUUUGAUGCGUUUCUCCCGGGCUGCGCUUCUGUUGGAUGUUUUCCGCUGGCAGCUCAUUUUUGUUCUAAUCAGCCAGAACAAGGACCAAGUGGACUCAAGAGACCAGCGAACACUGUACAAUUUGGUUUUUCAUGUUAUCUGGCCUCGAAACAUGUUUUUAAUCGAUAUUAGUGAUAAUGUACAUUUUUAAUACUCUUCUGUAUCCUCCAUCAUCUUCCAGUGCCAUUUAUAUGUCUAUAUGUGGUCUUAAAUGACUGUUUUAUAAAGCAGAUAUCUUUUCUGUGGGA
Fundulus heteroclitus (mummichog) is the source of this 4915-nucleotide messenger RNA. RefSeq names its product eph receptor B4a (gene ephb4a). Gene Ontology annotation, biological process: protein phosphorylation; axon guidance; central nervous system projection neuron axonogenesis. Bases 845 to 3808 code for a protein of 987 amino acids. Gene Ontology annotation, cellular component: plasma membrane; neuron projection. The transcript is spliced from 17 exons. Gene Ontology annotation, molecular function: transmembrane-ephrin receptor activity; protein binding; ATP binding. NCBI's taxonomy places the organism in Eukaryota, Metazoa, Chordata, Actinopteri, Cyprinodontiformes, Fundulidae. The record is from RefSeq and is a predicted model, not a curated record.